AUGGCGGCACAGGGUGCAAUCAAACGGAAGGUCUAUGAACUAAAACGAGCUGACGAAUGCAGUAAACGUGCAAAUCUAAGUAGUCUGCCUGAAAACGAUGAUUUCGUUGAUGUUGCACCUCAGCUGAAACGAUCUGCAACACUUGCGUUGGAAGCUACUGGUGUAGCACCGAUUAUCGGUAGUGAUGAUGGUGAUGCCCUUCCAAGCAUCAACACAAGAUCAUCACCAGCCAUUUUCGUGAAGGUUGUGUCUGGUCUGACCGAUGAUCAGAAGCAGGCAGUCCGUGACAUGGGAUUCGGUCGUUUGUUGGAGUUGACGAUAACGAUGACACCGGCAAAAAUGGGGCACUGGUUGGUUGAGAACUUCAAUCACAUGGAUCGGAAGUUGAAACUCUACGGUGGGGAAAAGAUUCACGUGAAAGAAGACGAUGUAUACGUUGUACUUGGACUGCCCCGUGGAACGAUUGAGAUCACGAAUAAAAAGAAAAAAACCGAGUCAGAGUUGUUGAAAGAAUGGGUGAGGUUAUAUAAUGUCAGUAAGCCGGCAAACAUUACAGCCAUGAGAGUCUUAGACAUGAUUCAGAAUUGUGAUAGAAGUGACGAUUGGUUCAAACGCAAUUUUGUUGUUCUCAUGGUGACUUGCCUAUUCGAGAGCACUAGCAACGGGAUGGCAAAUUUACGUAUAAUCCAUCUUCUCAGUGAUCUAUCGAAUGUGAUGAAUAUGAACUGGUGCUCCUACAUGAUUCGUUGUCUGGUGUGCACGAAAAAAUCUUGGAAUGAUAAUCGGGGACGUAAGAACUUCACAGGGCCGCUUCUAUUUCUGACGGAAUUUGUGCAAGAAUUUGCAUCGAAAACCCGUAUUCUUGCAACUAUUGGUGUGGAGAUUUUGAAGUUGGUUGAGAAUGCCCCGAAGGAUCUAUUAGAUGAUGACAAUUUCUUGAAAAUGCAAGGCGCGGCACAGAAACUACUUGGGGUGUGUAACGAGGACUCCAAAGGGACUGCCAGCCAACGUGCGACUGUUGCUACACCAACGCAAUAUGCCCAACCUCAGUUGACGAACGAUGCAUUUUGGAAUAAUCCCGAGAACUUAGCUGCCAUAGAUGCUAUUAUUGAGGCUGUUGCUCGGCGUGACCAUUUUAUAAAGAUGAAGAUGCAUGAUGAAGGCCCUAGUUAUAGCCUUGGACUUGGGCUUACCCAAGAUGAGGAUAAUGUUGAUGAGGGACGACAUAAUAAUGCUGACGAACCCACUAUUGGCGGGCCUUCCAAUGUAGACGUGCCACCAGUUGAUUGUGGUGCGGCGAUGAAUGCAGUUGCAGGUGAUACCGGCGUUGAGUGCGUGGGAGAUGAAACCGGGUUGACUGAGAAAUUUGUUCGUGACGAUGGACACGCCGUCGCACUUUCAAUCCCGGAGGUUGUCAGUUUGGAGUGGUCUGAAGACUUUGAUGACGCGGAUGCAGGCGUUAUAACAAUGCGUCUCAUGGAGACGUUUAAAGGGCGCAUUACGAAAAACUGGAACCAAGAUAUGAAGAAGGUUGACAAGGGGCAGCUGAAGCUUAUGAGAAAGCGAUAUUGCUAUGUGAUAGCGUGUGCUCCAAACAAUGAUGCGAAAGAUGCCAACCUCGUGGCAGCACGAAAGUUUCAGGAGCUAUACGAGGGGGUGAAGACACCAGUUGUUUCUUGA
This is a messenger RNA of Striga hermonthica, 1680 nucleotides long. Lineage: Eukaryota; Viridiplantae; Streptophyta; Magnoliopsida; Lamiales; Orobanchaceae. The record is from the annotation of a GenBank genome assembly.